Aspergillus steynii IBT 23096 is the source of this 1062-nucleotide messenger RNA. Its product is annotated as NAD(P)-binding protein. Gene Ontology annotation, molecular function: oxidoreductase activity, acting on NAD(P)H, oxygen as acceptor. Bases 147 to 950 code for a protein of 267 amino acids. The record is from RefSeq and is a predicted model, not a curated record. Gene Ontology annotation, cellular component: intracellular anatomical structure. The transcript is spliced from 4 exons. NCBI's taxonomy places the organism in Eukaryota, Fungi, Ascomycota, Eurotiomycetes, Eurotiales, Aspergillaceae.
CUGGUUCAAUCAAGUCAUACGCAGGGAAAAUGUGACUUGCGAAGUUUUGCAAAAGUUAUAAGAGGGCUGAAUCUCGCCGCUAAGCCGAUCAAUCACGAUCAAAGAACUGCCAUUGCCCAUCCAGGUUUAACUAACUACUAGUUACCAUGGCCACGACAACCGAAGCCCCAAACCCCGGUCCCCAGACCCAGGUUGGCUUGACCUCAAAGGUCAUUGCGAUCACGGGCGCAAAUCGCGGAAUCGGUCUUGGAAUCGCCGAAUGCUGCCUCUCCAACGGAGCAGCGCGAGUCUACUCAAUCGACAUCGGCGAGACCGGCGACGAGUUUGCGCAGCUCUCAAAGCGCUACCCAGACAAACUCUUCUCCAUAACUGCCAACGUAUCCGACGAAUCUACCAUCACAGCCGCAAUCGACCAGAUCAUCGCCGAAGCAGGAGCCCUCCACGGGAUGGUCGCCAACGCAGGACGAACGCACCACAAGGCCGCGCUGGACUUCACGACGGAAGAAAUCGAAUCGCUCUUCAACGUCAACCUCUUCGGAGCAUUUUACACCGCGCGCGCAGCCGCUCGCGCGUUCAUUAAACAAGGCAUCAAGGGCUCUGUCGUGUUCACGGCGUCCAUGGCUUCGUAUCGUCCUAACAAGCGCGUCCCUUCCGCUCCCUACGGCGCCUCCAAGGCCGGGAUCCGCAACAUGACGCAUACGCUGGCCAUGGAAUGGGCGCAGUACGGCAUCCGGGUGAACAGCGUUUCUCCCGGGCUUGUCAAAACCGCCAUGACGUAUUGGGUGCCGCAGCAGCCGGACUGGGAGCAGCAGAUGAAAUACUACGGGGGGUUUCCGAGGUUGGCGGAGGUGCAGGAGCUGGGAGGGGCUUACGUCUACUUGCUGAGUGAUGCGGCGAGCUAUACGACUUCGAUUGAUAUUCCGGUUAAUGGGGUUAUUGGAAUUUGUUGAUAUACGGGUCUGGGAAAAAUCGUCUGGCUGUGGAGAUGCGCUUGUUUGGUUGGUUGGGACUCUGAGGCAGUACUGGUGAAAUGAUACUUUCCAUAGUACCAUAGAAUGCAAU